GUUGACCUCCGAGGCCGGAACCGCGGCGAAGAUGGCGGCGGCCGGGGGCUGGAGGCCUGCGCUGCGCCGUCGGGGCCUUUUAUUGCACACCGCAGCCGAGGUCGCCGCCGCCAGGGCUCUAGAAGCCGUCGGCCCAGAUGUCACAACGGCCCCAGUCGCGCGGUACCCGCCGAUUGUGGCCUCCCUGACAGCUGACAGCAAGGCGGCGCGGCAGCGGCGGGUGGAGCGCUGGCAGGCGAAGGUGCACGCGGCUGAGUCGGUGGAGGAGAAGCUGCGAAUCCUCACCAAGAUGCAGUUCAUGAAGUACGUGGUGUACCCGCAGACCUUCGCCCUGAACGCCGACCGCUGGUACCAGGGCUUCACCAAGACCGUGUUCCUGUCCGGCCUGCCGCCCCCGCCCGCGGAACCCGAGCCCGCGCCGGCGCUGGACCUGGCGGCGCUGCGGGCCGCCGCGUGUGACUGCCUCCUGCAGGAGCACUGCUAUCUGCAGCGCCGGCGGCGGGUGCCGGUCCACGAGGCGCGCGAGGCCAUCGUUUCUCCCUUCCUGGAUCAGCUGGUGGUCGUCCUGCUGGGCCUGCUCAGCCCGCACAACCCGGUCCUGGCCGCCGCCGCCCUCGACUGUAAACGCCCAGUUCACUUUUACUGGUUGCGUGGUGAAGAAAUUAUUCCUCGUGGUCAUCGAAAAGGUCGAGUUGAUGCCUUGCGAUACCAAAUAAAUGAUCAACCACACAACCAGAUUCGAAUAUCCAAGCAACUCCCUGAGUUUGUGCCAUUGGAUUAUUCUGUUCCUAUAGAAAUCCCUGUUAUGAAAUGUAAGCCAGACAAACUUCCGUUAUUCAAAAGGCAGUAUGAAAACACCAUAUUUAUUGGCUCAAAAACAGCUGAUCCGUGUUGUUAUGGCCACACUCAGUUUCACCUGUUACCUAAUAAAUUGAAAAGGGAAAGGCUUUUGGCACAAAAUUGUGCUGAUCAAAUAGAAGUUGUUUUUAGAGCUAAUGCUAUUGCAAGCCUUUUUGCUUGGACUGGAGCACAGGCUAUGUAUCAAGGGUUCUGGAGUGAAGCAGAUAUUACUCGACCUUUUAUCUCCCAGGGUGUGAUCACAGACGGAAAAUAUUUUUCUUUUUUCUGCUACCAGUUAAAUACGUUGGCACUGACUGCACAGGCUGAUCAAAAUAACCCUCGUAAAAAUAUAUGUUGGGGGACACAAAGUAAACCUCUUUAUGACACAAUUGAGGAUAAUGAUGUGAAAGGUUUUGAUGAUGAUGUUCUACUUCAAAUGGUUCACUUUCUUCUGAAUAGACCAAAAGAAGACAAAUCACAGCUGUUGGAAAACUAAGAACUUAUUUGAUUCAGGACUUUGGAAAUAUUUAAAUUUCACUGAAGAAACAAUGAUGAUGAGACUUAUAACUGUCAAAUAUUAAAUGUAUUGAUUUAUGAGACAAAUAUUCUGUAUGUCAGUCUAUGAUUAGACCUCUCAUUCUGCUCAUAUUUGUUACUGAAAGAUUUAACUUUAAUUAUAUUUUGUUGGUUUUAAAAUAAAUUUACUUAUAUAUAGCUAACUGAUAAAACUGAGCUAUUAAAUGCACAUUUUAAUAUAAAUGCAGGAAUCCUAAAUAAAAUGCUAAUGUACUAAA
This is a messenger RNA of Carlito syrichta (Philippine tarsier), 1634 nucleotides long. RefSeq names its product mitochondrial ribosomal protein S30 (gene MRPS30). Lineage: Eukaryota; Metazoa; Chordata; Mammalia; Primates; Tarsiidae. Gene Ontology annotation, molecular function: structural constituent of ribosome. The transcript is spliced from 5 exons. Gene Ontology annotation, biological process: translation. Gene Ontology annotation, cellular component: ribosome; mitochondrion; mitochondrial large ribosomal subunit. The record is from RefSeq and is a predicted model, not a curated record. The coding region runs from base 32 to 1336 and encodes 434 amino acids.